Molecule: messenger RNA, 2592 nt
Organism: Solanum tuberosum (potato)
Lineage: Eukaryota; Viridiplantae; Streptophyta; Magnoliopsida; Solanales; Solanaceae
Product: dnaJ protein ERDJ2A-like
Exons: 11
Coding region: 205-2256 (683 amino acids)
Biological process (GO): post-translational protein targeting to endoplasmic reticulum membrane; SRP-dependent cotranslational protein targeting to membrane
Cellular component (GO): Sec62/Sec63 complex
Molecular function (GO): RNA binding; transmembrane protein transporter activity
Source: RefSeq, a predicted model, not a curated record
AUACGGAGUACUUCAGUUGAAAGCAAACUGGAGCCGAUCUAAAUUUGCUCAAUUUUAAGCCGCCUAAAUCGGCCCGGUAGCUGCUUCACGGUUUUACGCUACUCCGGCGACCGUGGGAUUAUCUCCGGCGAACUUCCGUCGACUUACAACAUCGGCGAUCUGCAUUCACGGAGUGUCUCUGCUAGAUUCUAAGAAAAAUUCAAUAUGGGGGCUUCUGAAGAGAACAGCGCACUUUUUCCCAUCUUUGUCUUGACUUUAAUGGCUUUGCCAUUAGUUCCUUACACUAUAGUCAAUUUAUUUGGUGCUUUCAAGAAAAAGGCUGCCAAAAUCAACUGCCAGUGUUCGGUCUGCGUUCGGUCCGGGAAGUAUCACAAAUCCAUAUUCAGGCGGAUUUCAAACUUCUCAACAUACAGUAAUCUGACCCUCGUACUUCUGUGGGUCGUCAUGGCUGUUCUAGUUUAUUACAUCAAGCAGAUCAGCACUGAGGUCCAAAUAUUCGAGCCAUUCAGUAUCCUUGGACUGGAAUAUGGAGCUUCUGACUCUGAAAUAAAGAAGGCGUAUCGGAGACUUUCCAUUCAGUAUCAUCCCGAUAAAAAUCCAGAUCCAGAGGCACACUCAUACUUUGUUGAAUUCAUCUCAAAGGCUUAUCAGGCUCUAACGGAUCCAAUAUCUAGGGAAAAUUUUGUAAAAUAUGGCCAUCCCGAUGGACGGCAGGGGCUUCAAAUGGGCAUUGCCCUCCCGCAGUUCCUUCUAAACAUUGAUGGAGCAUCUGAAGGAAUACUGUUGCUUGGAAUUGUUGGAGUCUGUAUAAUUCUGCCCUUGACAGUUUCUGUUAUAUACUUGUCUAGGUCGUCAAAGUAUACUGGAAACUAUGUCAUGCACUCAACAUUAGCCGCAUAUUACCACUUAAUGAAACCUUCUUUAGCUCCAAGCAAGGUCAUGGAUGUUUUCAUUAAGGCUUCUGAAUUCAUGGAUAUUCCUGUUCAUCGGUCUGACGAAGAACCUCUGCAGAGACUGUUUGUCUUGGUUAGAAGUGAGCUAAAUCUGGAUCUUAAGAAUAUUCGGCAAGAACAGGCCAAGUUUUGGAAGCAGCAUCCUGCUUUAGUAAAGACUGAAUUGUUGCUUCAAACCCAAUUGACACGUGAGACGGCAGCCCUGUCUCCAACUUUACAGCAUGAUUUCAGACGUGUGCUUGAACUUGCACCUCGGCUUCUGGAAGAAUUGAUGAAGAUGGCUAUUAUUCCACGUCCUCCAGUGGGGCAUGGAUGGCUAAGACCUGCAAUAGGAGUGGUGGAACUGUCUCAGAGUAUUGUUCAGGCAGUACCUCUCAGUGCAAGGAAGGCAGCAGGUGCAUCCAGUGAAGGGUAUGCACCAUUUUUGCAGCUGCCACACUUUAGCGAGGCUGUUGUUAAAAAGAUAGCGAGAAAGAAAGUUCGUACAUUUCAAGACUUCCGUGACAUGACACCGGAUGAACGUGCUGAUCUGCUGACUCAAGUUGCUGGGUUCUCCAAUGGUGAAUCCCACGAUGUGGAGAUGGUUCUUGAAAUGAUGCCUUCCGUGACAAUUGAUAUCACAUGUGAGACUGAAGGUGAGGAGGGAAUUCAAGAGGGUGACAUUGUUACCAUGCAUACUUGGGUCACUCUUAACCGUGGUAGUGGCUUGAUACGCGCCCUUCCACAUUGUCCGUAUUUUCCUUUUGACAAAGAGGAGAAUUUCUGGCUGAUGCUUGCGGACUCCUUUUCGAAUGAUGUGUGGCUCUCCCAGAAGGUUAGUUUCAUGGAUGAAGCUACAUCGAUAAUUGCUGUAUCGAAAACGAUUCAGGAGUCAAAGGAAGGGUCUGGUGCAAGUGCAAGGGAAAUAAAUGUUGCCGUUAAAGAAGCAAUUGAGAAAGUGAAAAAUGGUUCAAGACUGGUAAUGGGAAAGUUCCAAGCUCCAGCUGAAGGGAACUACAACUUGAGCUCUUUCUGCUUAUGUGACUCUUGGAUUGGUUGUGAUGCAAAGUCGAAUAUAAAGUUAAAGGUUAUGAAACGUAGCAGAGCUGGAACGAGAGGUGGUUUCGCAGCAGAUGAGACUCCUGCCAUGGAGGAUGGAAUUGAGGAGGACGAGGAAGAAGAAGAAGAAGAUUUCGAUGAUUAUGAAAGUGAAUACAGCGAAGAUGAAGAAGAUACAAAGAGUAAAGGAGCUGUUGCCAACGGCUCUGCCCAUAACAAGGGCAACAGUUCAGGCUCUGAUGAAUCUGGUUCAGAAGCCGACUAACUUCCUUUCUUGGCUAGUUGUUUGUUCUCCCAAUUUCCCCGUUCACAUGAUGUUCCAAUUUCCAGGGGAGAAGAGAAGACGAAACCAGUGAGAAAACAUCCUCUCACUCCAAAUGUUUGGGGAGCUCUGGGGUCGUGGAGAGGCAGGUAAGAAAAGAGUAUUUAAUAGUUUUUUUGCUUCUUUCCUUUUACAUACUUUGGACCGUCUUUCUACCGUUGAUAUACUUAGAACAGUUAAUACUGUAAUUUGACAUGAAUAAUAGCAUUGUACUCUUUAUAGAGCUUAAAUUAGUCCUUUUUGGUCCGACUAUAGAGGUUCUUGUCGUUAUGACAUUCA